Messenger RNA from Loxodonta africana (African savanna elephant), 11306 nucleotides. RefSeq names its product ATP binding cassette subfamily G member 2 (JR blood group) (gene ABCG2). Gene Ontology annotation, molecular function: efflux transmembrane transporter activity; ABC-type transporter activity; ATP hydrolysis activity. The record is from RefSeq and is a predicted model, not a curated record. The transcript has 17 exons. Gene Ontology annotation, cellular component: plasma membrane. Gene Ontology annotation, biological process: transmembrane transport. Lineage: Eukaryota; Metazoa; Chordata; Mammalia; Proboscidea; Elephantidae. The coding region runs from base 448 to 2427 and encodes 659 amino acids.
GCGCUGUGUCUCUGUAGUUCGGCUCCCGAGCUCGAAAGGGGGGGAAGUCAGUCUGGACGGUUCGACUGAGAUUGGGGUAGACGCGGGAAGGAGAUUGCUUGGGAAGGAUCCAGUGAGAUUUUGGAAAAACUUCUCACUAUUUAGAAAGCACAGUGCAGAUGCUUUGUGUAGGCGCUGCUUCCUUAGGGCACGUUUGGACGAUCUGGCUGACUCAUCUCAGCGUCUACAUGAAUGAUUGUUAACUGCUCUGCCUCGGAGCACACGGAUCUUCGCAUUGGAGCCUUUGGUUUAACUUUGAACCGCUAUUAAAUUGCGUGAGCCUGUCUAGUCUUUGUCUGAAAAGUGGGCUUCGGGAGUGGUUUCAGUUUUAAGUUUGCAGAGUGUUCUGGGGGACAGAGUCUCAGGGAUUCCUCCAGUCUGUCAGACCGAGAGGCAGAAGCUUUCCAGAUGUCUUCCGAUAAUAUCCAAGUUUUUAUCCCAAUGUCAGAAAACACCAAUGGCCUACCUGGGACGAUGACCUCCAAUGACUUAAAGCCAUGUACUGAAGGAGCUGUGUUAAGUUUUCAUAACAUCUGCUACAGAGUAAAAGUGAAGAGUGGCUUUAUACUCUGUCGAAAAACAGCUGAGAAAGAAAUACUGAAGGAUAUCAAUGGGAUCAUGAGGCCUGGCCUCAAUGCCAUCCUGGGACCCACAGGUGGAGGCAAAUCUUCGUUGUUAGAUGUCUUAGCAGAAAGGAAAGACCCACACGGAUUGUCUGGAGAUGUUUUGAUAAAUGGAGCACCUCGACCUGCCAAUUUCAAAUGUAAUUCAGGUUAUGUGGUACAGGAUGAUGUCGUGAUGGGAACCCUGACGGUGAGAGAGAACUUACAGUUCUCAGCAGCUCUUCGGCUUCCAACAACUAUGAAGAAUCAUGAGAAAAAUGAACGGGUUAACAUGAUCAUUCAAGAGUUAGGCCUGGAAAAAGUGGCAGAUUCCAAGGUUGGAACACAGUUCAUCCGUGGUGUGUCUGGAGGAGAAAGAAAAAGGACUAGUAUUGGAAUGGAGCUUAUUACUGACCCAUCCAUCUUGUUCUUGGAUGAGCCCACAACUGGCUUAGAUGCGAGCACAGCAAAUGCUGUCCUUUUGCUCCUGAAGAGGAUGUCUAAACGGGGACGGACUAUCAUCUUCUCCAUUCAUCAGCCUCGAUACUCCAUCUUCAAGUUGUUUGAUAGUCUCACCUUAUUGGCCUCGGGAAGACUGAUAUUCCAUGGACCUGCUCAAGAGGCUUUGGGCUACUUCGCAUCAGCUGGUUACAACUGUGAGCCUUAUAAUAACCCUGCAGACUUCUUCCUGGACAUCAUUAACGGAGACUCCUCUGCUGUGGUAUUAAACAGAGAGGAAGAAGACCGUAAAGCCAGGGGAGCUAAAGAGCUUUCCCAAAAUGAUCAGACCAUAAUAGAAAAAUUAGCUGAGUUUUAUGCCAAUUCCACCUUCUCCAGAGAAACAAAAACAGAGUUGGAUGGACUCUCAGGGGUUCAGAAAAAGAAGAAGAGCACAGCCUUCAAGGAGAUCACCUAUACCACCUCCUUCUGUCAUCAACUCAGAUGGGUUACCAAGCGUUCAUUCAAAAAUUUACUGGGUAACCCUCAAGCGUCUAUAGCUCAGUUAAUUGUCACUGCCGUCCUAGGACUGAUUAUAGGUGCCAUUUUCUAUGGACUGCAAAAUGAUCAAACUGGAAUUCAGAAUAGGGCUGGAGUACUCUUCUUCUUGACGACCAACCAGUGUUUCAGCAGUGUGUCGGCCGUGGAGCUCUUUGUCAUCGAGAAAAAGCUCUUUAUACAUGAAUAUAUCAGUGGAUACUACAGAGUGUCGUCUUAUUUCUUUGGAAAACUGUUAUCCGAUUUACUACCUAUGAGGAUGUUACCAAGUAUUAUCUUCACUUGCAUAAUAUACUUCUUGUUAGGGUUGAAACCAACGGCGGAAGCCUUCUUCAUCAUGAUGUUUUCCCUUAUGAUGGUGGCUUACACGGCCAGUUCCAUGGGGUUGGCUGUAGCAGCAGGUCAGAGUGUGGUAUCCAUAGCAACCCUUCUCAUGACCAUCUGUUUUGUGUUCAUGAUGCUGUUCUCAGGGCUGUUGGUAAAUCUCAAAACCAUUGUGCCCUGGCUGUCAUGGCUUCAGUACUUCAGCAUUCCUCGAUACGGCUAUACGGCUUUACUGCAUAAUGAAUUUUCGGGACAACACUUCUGCCCAGAUUUAAAUGUAACAACAAACAAUACCUGUGACUAUGAAGCCUAUGCAGUAUGUACUGGUGAAGAAUUUUUGACAAGCCAGGGCAUCGAUCUCUCACCUUGGGGCCUGUGGAAGAAUCAUCUGGCCUUGGCAUGCAUGAUUGUUAUUUUCCUCACCAUUGCCUACCUAAAACUAUUAUUUCUUAAAAAAUAUUCCUAAAUUCCCCUUUAAUUUACUAUGCUUUAGGCACACAUGAAAGAGGACAUCUUGAUUUAUUUUAGGUAUUUGUUGACAUUUUCAGUGUUAUCAUUAUACUGUGGCUCAGAAACAUUUUAAACAGAAACUUUCUUAGAAAUCACAAGGAACUGGAUCAUACAUGAAGGAAACGAAAUCAUAAAUUAAUGAUAUCAUGCAUUAUACAUUAGUACACCCAGUCAGACAGUAACCAUGUGGAAGAAACCUAGUGUAAUUUAUUGACCUGGGAAAGGACCUGAAUUCUCGAAGUUCUUGACACGUCGCUGGUAUCUCUGGCAUCAGUUUCUUCUUUAUAAUGGAUAGGUGGACUAGAAGCUCUCCAAUCUUAAUGUUACUUGAAUCUAUCUUCUGCCAUUAUUUAAUAAAUAAUAAAUGCAUUUAUGGUGUAUUAGAAAUAUGAAAUUAGAAUAUGUUGGAAAAACCAAUGUUACUUAUAGGAUAAAAAGCCAUCAUGAGGGGAAAAAAAAUCUUCGAUAAGGUUACUAAGGCAAGGUAACAGAACUUAGUGAUACUUGUCUAUAGUGGGAGCAUAAUAUUUUAGCAGUCUUGACUUGGGGCUUUGGACUGUAAGUGGAAUAGAGGGCCAGGAGCCUGGUAAUAUGGUUCUUGUGCCGUUAAUGGGCAUUUCUAGCUCUGGAAAGUCAUUUAACCCCCCUGAGGUCGUUCAGUGGGUCAUGAUGUGGGUGUUCAUCAAACUUAUCUGAGGCACUUUUCUGAAGUUUAGAUGUCUAGACCCACUGUAUCUGUAUCUCCAGGGCUAGCACCAUAAAGAACUCUGUUCACUCCUGCAUUUCAUUAUUCCCAAGUUCUCUCCUAGCUCUGAAAAUUUGAGACUGAUAAUAGCUCUUAGGUUUAGCCCUGAACAGGUUUUUCUCCUUCCUACAUUAUACACUUCAUUUAUUUAUACAACUUCUCUGUAGUCUAAGCUUUUCCUGUAAUAGGGAAGUGUUUUUUAACUUUUUUUUCAUUCGUUUUUUUUUUUAAUUGAAGGGUAAUGCAUAGAAGGGUACAGUUCAGUGCAUUAUCAUAAAAUGAACACACCUGUGCAGUCACCAAUCUGGAUUAAGAGUAGAACCUUACCAGUGCAGGAAAGCCCCCUCAUACUCCUCCUCUCCACUCACUAUGUCCUCCCUUGGUUAAUUUUGAAAUGACUUCUUUAUAUUUCCUGUGUUGCUAUUAUCAGACAGACCAUCACUAUGGUGUGUUUCUGUGUGCAUAGGUACAUACGUAAGUCUUACCCUUCCCCUUUUUCUUCUUUCAUUUACUUCCCCUGUGUUGUGUGUGUGUUGUCCUUCCCUUCACCAAAGUUGAUCCUUGUCUACUAUCUAGUUAGUGAUUUCCCUUCCCCUCCUUCCUCACCCUGAUAACCAUCAAAGAAUGCUUUUUUUCUGUGUUUAAACCUUUUCUUGAGAUCUUAUAAUAGUGGCUCAUACAAUAUUUGUCCUUUUGUGACUAAUUUCACUCAGCAUAUGCCUUCCAGGCUCAUCUGUGUUGUCAGAUGUUUCGAGAAUUCGUCAUUGUUCUUUAUCAUUGCAUAAUAUUUCAUUGUGUGUAUGUACCAUUAUUUAUCCAUUGAUCUGUUGAUGGGCAUGUAGGUUGUUUCCAUCUUUUUGCUCUUGUGAAUAGUGCUGCAGUGAACAUGGGUGUGCUUAUGUCUAUUCGUGUGACAGCUCUUAUUUCUUUUGGGUAUAUUACUAGGAGUUGGAUUGCAGUUAUAUGGUAUUUUUAUUUCUGGGUUUUUACGGAAGCAGCAAAUCAUUUUCCAAAGUGGUUGUACCGUUUUACAUUCCCACCAGCAGUGCAUAAUAAGAGUUCCAAUCUCUCCACAACCUCUCUAAAAUUUAUUUUGUGUUUUUUUGAUUUGUGCCAGCCUUGUUGGGUUAAAAUGGUAUCACCUUGUAGUUUUGAUUUCCAUUUCUCUAAUGGUUAAUGAUCGUGAGCAUUUCCUUAUGUGUCUGUUAGCUUUCUGAAUGUCUUCUUUGGUGAAGUGUCUGUUCAUAUUCUUUGCCCUUUUUUAAAUUGGGUUAUUUGUCUUUUUGUUGUUGAGUUGCUGCAGUAUCUUAGAGAUUUGAAAAAUUAGACCCUUAUUGGAUAUGUCGUAGCCAAUUUUUUUUUCCCAGUCUCUGGGUUCUCUUUUGACUCUUUCGAUGAAGUCUUUUGAUGAACAUAAGUGUUUGAUUUUUAAGAGUUCCCAGUUAUCUAGUUUGUCUUCUGGUGUUUGUGCAUUGUUAGUUGUGGUUUAUAUACUACUUAUGCCUUGUGUUAGGGCUUGUAGCAUAAUCCCUGUUUUUUUCUUCCAUGAUCUUUGUCAUUUUAGAUUUUAUAUUAGGUCUUUGAUCCAUUUUGAGUUAGUUUUUGUGUAUGAUAUAAGGUAUGGGUCCUGUUUCAUUUUUUAAUAGAUGAAUAUCCAGUUAUUCCAGCACCAUUUGUUGAAGAGACUGUUUUUUCCCCAUUUAACAGACUUUGGGCCUCCCCUCUUUUUAAUACACCUGACCCAAGCCAUGGUGUUUUCAGUUGCCUCAUAUGCAUGCAAAAGCUGGACAAUGAAUAAGGAAGACCAAAGAAGAAUUGAUGCCUUUGAAUUAUGGUGUUGGCGAAGGAUAUUGAAUAUACUAUGGACUGCCAGAAGAACGAACAAGUCUGUCUUGGAAGAAGUACAUGCAGAAUGCUUAUUAGAGGUGAGGAUGGUGAGGCUUUGUCUCACUUACUUUGGACAUGUUAUCAGGAGGGACCUAUCCCUGGAGAAGGACAUCAUGUUUGGUAACAUAAAGGGUUAGUGAAAAAGAGAAAGACCCUCAAGGAGAUGGAUUGACAGAGUGGCUGCAACAGUGGGGUCAAACAGCAACAAUUGUGAAGAUGGUGCAGGAUCGGGCAUUGUUUUGUUCCGUUGUACAUAGGAUCUCUCUGAGUCAGAACCAACUCGAUGGCACCUAACAACUGCAACAACCGCCAAUAUAAUAAGGUGGAAAUGCCAAUCAAUCAAUAUGUUCAAAAAAGUUACAGAAUUCUGUUGUUAGUUGCUGUUGAGUAGAUUUCAGCUCACAUUGACCCCAUGUGUGUAGAGUACAGCUGCUGCAUAUGUUUUUCAAGGCAGUGACCUUUCGGAAGCAAAUUGCCAGGCCUGUCUUCUGAAGUGGCUCUGGGUGCAUUCUAACCACCACCCUUUUGUCUAAUACUGCAGCGCUUCACCGCCUGUGCCACACAGCUGCCUUAUGUAAUUCUAGAUGUCCUAUUCAUUGUUUUUACUGUCCUGGUUUGGAAGACAAACUGUGCUAUGUUGGUAAUACUGCUUUACCUACUUCACAUGGUAUGAUGUAAAGAUUGUGUAAUUCCCAGUUCUUUUUCUGCGUUUUCUUUCAUACGUCCUCUAAAUUUUUCACACAUCUAUAAAACGAGUUUCUUUUAGCUUUAAAAUUAUGUGAUUUUGUGGUUGUUUAUACUGAAUUGUUCAUUUUUCAACUAACUUGAAGGAGAAUAGCUGCCCAAGUUGACUUUUCCAACUUCCACUAAAUUCCGUAGUAUAAUCUUAUAACUUCUACAAUGUGAAUUAUUACCAAAGUGUUUUUGAAUACUUUAUUAUGCCAAUUCUGACUCAGUUCCUGAGGUUCAAGGUGGGUGGCUUUCUGCUGAAAAGGUCAGCCUUUCAGUUGUCAUCUGGUUGGUUUUGUGUGUUUUUAUUACGCUUUAUUUUUGUUGGUAGGAGCAGGAUGGAGGGGCGUUCCUUAUUCCUGAGUCUGGGAGUUGACAAACUUUUUCUGUAAAGAGCCAGAUAGUAAAUAUUUUAGGUGUUGUGAACCACAUACUUUCCCUGUUGCAGAUUCUUUGCUUCUUUUACAAUACUUUAAAUUGGAAAAUUCAUCCAUAACUCAAGAGUUGUACAAAAACAGACAGUGAGCCAGAUUUGGCUGGGAGGCCAUGGUUUGCAGAUGCCUGCUGUAGACAGUUUUUGCUGCUGCUUCGUGUAAAAAUGUAUUAAAAUAUUGGUAAGACAAAUGUCUAAGACUUUUUAUCAAGGUUGUAAAAACCUAUUAAAAUAUUGGUAAGACAAAUGUCUAAGACUUUUAUCAAGGUAUUUAAUUUUUAAGAUGUUUUCUUGAAAAUUUGUUCCCAUUUAAUAGAACAAAUACAUUGCUUCCUAAUACUUCUCCCUUUCCCUUUUCUGUCCUUAACCUCCCAGUCCCCUGCCCUGCUUUUGCAAGCCUUAUUACCCAAUAAAUGUCUGCAAGCAGUAUUCCUGUUGCCUUCAACCUUCAGAGAGCCCAGAAAGGGCUGUGCCUUUUUCCUACUGAUAAGUGGUACAAGGUGUAAUUACUCGACCUUUGCCUUAGAGAGAUUAUCCCAGCAUGACCCAGAUCACUGGACUGGUGGGAAGAUGAAAUGAGAUAAUGCAUGGAAAGUAGGCUGAUAGAUCUAGAAUUCUUUCGACGUUGCCCUGGGUAUUCUCAGUCCUUGUGUGAUGGCAGUUAGUGUGGUUAAGCAGUGUAAGAAAGACCUAGUAGCUAGGAGUUGAGAUGAGAGCUUGUAGGAGAGCCAUUUGGUAUAUUCAGGAAUCAGAUUUUUUUAUCAGUUCAUUCAGGGGGCUAUUUCUGCUGUGAGGAAUUGGUUCACACCACCCAUCCUUAAAAGCAAGGAUUUUGAGACUUUGUCUUGCUUACUUUGGAUGGACAUGUUUUCAGGAGGGACCAAUCCCUGGAGAAGGACAUCAUGCUUGGUAGAGGGUCAGUGAAAAAGAGGAAGACCCUCCAUGAGAUGACAUGGUGGCUGCUUGUUUGGCUCAAAUAUACCUACUGUGUGAGGAUGGUGCAGGACCAGGAAAGGUUUUGUUCUGUUACAUAUAAGGUCACUAUGAGUUGGAGGCAACCCAAUGGCACCUAACAACAACCUGCACUAGUUAUAAUUUCACUAGAAAAGCACAUCAUGUUUGAUAAAGUUAGCAGGUCAGCAAAAAUGAGAGAAACCCUCAAUGAGAUGGAUUGAUAACAAUAGCUGCAACACUAAGCUCAAACAUACCACCGGUCAUGAAGAUGACGUACCACUGGGCAGUGUUUCAUUCUGUUAUACAUAAGGCUGCCAUGAGUCAGAGCCGACUCAACAGCAGCUAACGGUUAUAAUUUGAUGUUGAUUCAAUAACAAGCUAAAAAUAUUAUUCAAAGCCAUGCAUUUUGUGUCCAUCUGAGUAGCAGAAUCACAUUUAGAACUAAAUGAGCAUAUUAAUGUCACUUGAUUUUCAGACCUUCUUAGCUGCAGAAUCAUUCUUCUCUUAGCCCCCAAGGAAAAGCAUAGAUGAUAAAUGGCAGAUGAAAGUGGUGCUGCUUUGAGUCAAGUGAGGAUGAAUGCUCUCAGCUUGGUCUGUCUUUGCCAAGCAACAAAACCUGAGGCAUCGCUUCAAAAAUAUAGAGCUUGACAGUAUACCGUUUGGAAAACCUCAAUCUGUUCAGCCUUACUAGGAAUCCAAGAAACGGAACGUAAAAUGAGAUCUCAUUUUAAAACGCUUACAUUUAAGAAAGAUGAGUUACCACCAGCACGGUACCAGUACUGGUGAGGGUAGGGAUAAAACAGGAACCUUCAUUCGUGCUAAUGAAUUGCAGACUUGUGCAGCCUUCCUGAAGGAGCCCUGGUCACGCAGUGGUUAGGCGCUCGGCUGCUAACCAAAAGGUCGGUGGUUUGAACCUACUAGCCCACUCCAUGGGAGAAAGAUGUGGCAGUCUGCUUCCAUAAAGAUUACCUUAUGGAAACCUUAUGGAGCAGUUCUACUCUGUCCUGUAGGGUCACCAUGAGUCAGAAUCAACUCAAUGGCAAUGGAUUUGGUUUUGGUUUUUGCAGUCAUCCUGGAGAUCAACCUAAGAGUUCUGGGUAAAAUUAAAUAUUUACUAACCUUGGACUCCUAGCUUUCACCCCCCAGGAACUCAGGAAAAGUCAACAAGGGAAUUAUGUAUAAAAAUUUUGAAGUAGCAGAGGAAUUGGUGGCAACCACUCACUACAAAAAUGGAUUAAUAAAUUGUGGUGGCUGCACACUGGGAAAUAUACAAUCAUCAAAUAACUUACUAGAGGUAUGUACUACAAGAGAAAUACAUCUUACUAACAUAGUGUUGUAUGAAAAGAAAAACACGAUUUAUAAAUCUGUUUAUUUAGACACAUAAACAACAAACAGGAUUUGUUUUUCUACAUAUCUGAAUGUAUCAGAAUGGAUCCCCAUAGGAAAAGGGCAGGAACGGUUGUAGUCUGGAGGUGAAAUACAACAACAUAUAUAAAAGCAGAAAAUAGAAAUUGUUAUGCACAUGGAAGAUAGUAUAUUAGAAAUCUUAAUAGUAAAAAAGAAUUACUGACCAAAAGGAUUUUGGACAGACUUUUGCUUGGUCUUAUUCACAGGAGGAAAUCUCAAGAGAAAAUAGGGAACCUAUAAUUUCUAUGAAAACAUUUUUAAUUUUAAGGUCAACAUGUAACUUGGAGGAAUGUUUUUAAAACCUUUAAAAUCUUACACUUUGAUCUAAUGGAAAACAAGUGUGUUUUCAUUUAAAGAACACACUGGAGUAAAAUAAAUUAGGUGUUAGAGCAUUUCUAAGAUUCUAGUUUUUUUCUUAAGUUGAAAGUUCAGACUUAGAAAUAAAUAGAAAAAAGUAGUAGCAACUUUUUCUAUAUCUGCAACUGCACACACUAUACCUCAGUUCAAUCAUAUUUUCAUAUUUGCUUGAUAAACUGAGAGACUGAUCAUGAUAAAUAAAAUAUUAUUUUAUUAAAAGCAUUAACUAAGAAUAUUCUGUAAGCCUUUCUAGUACUAAAGUUCAUAGGUGUUUUGCAUUUUCUGAGGGCACUUUGGUUAUUCUGCCUAUUUGCUUUGUAGCAGCCCGGUGUUUUAAGAGUCAGACCUAUCAGUGGUGUCUACUGCUUAACAUACUGCCUUUCUGAAAGCUGUUCUGUUGUUCUGAGUUACUUGAUAGAUUUUAACUAUUAUAAAUAGAACACAGCUUAUACAUUUAGGAUAGCUCUUUACACUUUCCAGUUUCCUGGGUGACCGAGUAUUUCCCAGUGUUCACUCCAUUUGGCAGAUUUGCAGGGAAAGGUGAUGCAUUUUCAGUCCUUUCAUUCCUCGGGGUGCAGCACAGCGUAAGUGGCCAGUACCAGCCCUUUAAUUAGAUGUCCCUGCCUUCUUACUACAUUUGUAAUGUGAUGAGGGACCAUUAAUCAUUUUUGUUACAUCUUUGGACCAGCCUUCCAAUGGCAUUAAGAAUUUCCUUGAUCAGUACGAGAAUCAGUUCAUAAAAGUAUAGAUGAUUAAUAUGAAAAAAUCAAAACCUCAAGGAAUUGAAAAAUUGAUGCGAGUUUUACUUAUUAAACUGGCAUAAAUUAAGUUUUAACUUUUUUUUUCCUUUUAGAGAUUUGUGGUGUCUUAUGAUUUUUAUAAAAAUGUUGGUUAUGUUUUACUGUCUCGAAACUUAAACUCCACCCACUGAAACAGUCCCUAUCAAAGUUUUGCAUGUUUCUUUUUAAACUGUAGAAGAAUCUAGGAAGUCCUGCCUUUUGUGAGGUAACAUCUAAGGUUUGGUCAUUUCUUCACUUUUAAUUUUUCAUGUUUAAUUUUCUUCCGUUGAAUUCAAGUAAAAAUAAAUAUUUUUUGUAAAUAACGAAGGAUUCUUUUUGUUGGCAGAGUGGGUGUAUGAUUCGUACUCUGUAGCCAUUUAAAAAUAAGGAUUUCAUGGCAUGUUUGUGACACGACAUGACGAGAAAAAAGCAGCACUCAAAACCGUACAAACAGGAGGAUCCCAAUUUUGAAAUAUAAACAUUAUGUACAUUAACUUACUAAAUUAUUAUUCGGCAACAUCAGUCCCCCUUAUUUAACAUCCACAUUUCUUUUUGGAGGAUGCAAUUCAAUUCCUAACAGAUACUGUGGGUAUUUUGCCCAUAGCCCUUGGGUCACACCACUUCAGUGUAUGUGUCCUGACUUCCAGCUGCAAGUAUCUGCAUCUGUUUGCCAACAGGUUGUUCAGAAGCCAAGCAGGGCUGCUUUAUCCACCAAAAGUGCUAGGGAAUUACAGGUUGUCCCCAACUUACAAUGUAGUCAAGUUACAAUGAAUCGCACUUAGGACUUUUUGUUUUGUACAUUUAUUGUUAGUAAUACAUACUACAUACAAUAUUGUAGCAUGUAAUUUGCUGAUGUCAACAUAUCUGUAAGUUUGGAUGUUAUGUUUCCAACCCCCAAAACAAAUAAAGAUCAGAUUUAUGAAGAUACUGAUAAUAAAAGGCAAUAAUGAAAACUUAAAAAAAAAAAAAAAAAGGGUAUUUGACUUAGAUCAGAAAUGACUGACGGGACAGGGACAGAGUCGGCUGAAUGUAAUCCUGUUAUGAGUUGGGACUUCCCAGAUCAGCCUUUAACCAAAGUCCUAUCCCCUCAGGUGUGAUGAGUCAGAGGUAUGCAUUCUGUAUCAUUUCCCAGAGUUUCCCCACAGCAAUUAAGGUUCAGCAGCCUAUAGUGUUAACCAGCUUGAUCAAACAAACGAACAAAACAAAACCCAGACCCAUUACCAAUUUCUACUUAUAGUGAUACUGUAGGAGAGAGUAGAACUGUCUUAUUGACUUUCCAAGGCUUUUAAUCUUUUUUUUUUUAAAUAAUUUUUAUUGUGCUUUAAGUGAAAGUUUACAAAUCUAGUCAGUCUCUCACACAAAAACCCACAUACACCUUGCUACACACUUCCAAUUACUCUCCCCCUGCUCUCUCCCUCCACUCUCUCUUUUCGUGUCCUUUUCACCAGCUUCUAACCCCCUCCACCCUCUCAUCUCCCCUCCAGGCAGGAGAUGCCAACAUAGUCUCAAGUGUCCACCUGAUCCAAGAAGCUCACUCCUCACCA